Messenger RNA from Bombyx mori (domestic silkworm), 8383 nucleotides. RefSeq lists its product as uncharacterized. Lineage: Eukaryota; Metazoa; Arthropoda; Insecta; Lepidoptera; Bombycidae. Gene Ontology annotation, molecular function: protein binding. The transcript has 3 exons. The record is from RefSeq and is a predicted model, not a curated record. The coding region runs from base 704 to 5602 and encodes 1632 amino acids.
GACCAAUCAAAUUGCUUAACUGACCCACCGGUCGCCAAUGUUUGUAGACGAUUUAUUAUCAAAUCAACAUUUUGUUGUUUUAUUUUGUAAAUGUUAUAAUAAUUAUGUGCAGUGAAUGUUAAUUGAAGUGAAUCAUUUUUUUAUUUAAAGUUAAUAUCAAUUUAAAAUUGCAUUGACUUGUUUUUGUUUUCAUUGGUGUUGAACAAAGACAUUAAAAAUAUAUACUAGUGUCGUGCAGGGAAGAACCGCGAUAGUGCCGAUAGUGAUUUGGGCGGGAAGCUUGGAUUAUUUUGUUGUGACGAGAUUAUUAAAUGUUUUACAAGAAAGAGACUAAUGAAGAUGCAGAUUCGUUAAUAACCAAGGAAGCGAUUUUUAUAUCUAUGCUGUUAAAUUCGUUUGGGCUUGGCAUCGAGAAUCCCGGUAAAAUGCCAAGUAUAGUAAUGCUCAAAUGUAUAAGUUCGGUCGCGCAGCAAAAUCCCUAUCCCCUCCAAGCCUGCCGUAAGGAACUUCGUUCCAAAAAGUGUCAUGGCAGCAUAUGUCUAACUAUUAUAGAUAGCAACCCACACCAAGGAUCCAGUGCAAUUAAAGAACGAUAAGAACCGAAGAACUAAUAUUAAUAAUAAAUUAAUUAAUAAUUGUAUAUACGUGUCUUUGAACUCAUCCAACAUAGAUAGAGAAAAAAAAUUUAAGACAACGAUUCAACAUGACCUUAACCGAUGAAGAAAUUAUCCGAAAAUGCAUGUUUUUCAUAGCACUGCGAACAAACAAAAGCGAAGAAGAGAAAAUAAAUGACAUCAACAACUACUUGGAAAGCGGAGGGAACAUCAACCAUGUGGACGGCUAUGACGAAGAUAAUUCUCCUCUUCACAUAGCUGUCAAGAGGUCAGAAAAAGAUGUCGUACGUCAUUUAGUGCAAACAAGAGCGUUUGUGACACAGAAGAACAAGGCCGACAAGACACCAAUGGAUCUAGCUUUAGGAAUAAACACUGAAGCCGGUCGCGAAAUCGUGGAUAUACUAAAAAAUUGCAAUGUCGGUCCUCCCCAAAUUAAAAACGCAGUCGAGAAAGUCAAGUUGCCGCCAAAAAAGGCGAACGCCGGUAAAACAUCCAAAGAGAUCCUAUUCCCGAAAAGGGUCGGGACAUCGGCCGUCGGCGGACAACUUUACGAGACGAAACUGCUAAGUUUAAUUUUAAUGAGAGCAGCGAACGACAAAGACAUCGCUAAGUUUUGUUUGGCCACAAAUGUGCGACACAUAGGGGCUUUGGACGACAUAUUUUUUAUGUACAAAGUGAAAAACGACAAUAAAGUCGUUGUAUUGGCUCUCCAGGCGAAGCACAGAGAAGAUAUCGACAAGGGAAGGCUAUCAGUCAACGAUUUAUUUCGCGAUAACAGCGACUUUAGUUUGCCGCAAUACUUCGACAGCUAUUUACGAAUCAAAGAUAAACUGCAGGCGACAAUCAGUAAAACGUUGAUAGCCGAUGAAAAUGUUGAUACGGAACUUAAUUUGGUGCUAUAUACUCCCGUUAAAGACAUUUUCGAUAUGAAAUCAGAUAAGCACAACGUUCAAUGUCACAAAAUUCAUAAUCUCAUACGCAGUGGAAAAAACAGUACAAAUUUUCAAUUUAAGUACAAUGAUGAACAUAUAAGUUUUUUAACUCGUUCAAUACAAGAGGAACGUGUUAAGUUAUUAGGUAAAACGUUUCUGAAUUUCAUAAUGUCACCCAAAAAAAUUGAUAUGAUCAUGACCGACCAGCUAAUAAGGAAAUAUCACGUGAUUCUAUCAAGAAAAGUUAUUCAAAUAAUUGCUACACAAUCUGAAGAUUAUAUUACAUGUAAAUUCAGUCAAGAGUUUUUUGCUACUAAUGAGGAUAUAUUUGUUUUAUUGAGAGACACAAUUUUUAAUGAAACAGUUCAGAACUAUUGCAAAGAUACGAAUCUUCGUAAAGAAGAAAUUAUCACUUUAUGUAAGAAGUUAAUGAAAGAGCCCUCUAGUUUAAGUAUCAGUGAAAUUAUCGGCAAAAUAGUGACGUACGAAGAUAAACUCGGUAAACUUAAAUUGAUCGAAUCAAAUUUAACAUCCAAAGAAUUCAGCGGUGAAGAGAAAAAAAGACUGAACCAGGACAUUUUUAAUGUUGAAGUUACUUCGUCUAUUGUACAGGAAGCUAUAAAUAUAGCAGCCAAAGCACGGUUACAGCCACUAGUGUUCAAACUACCGUCAUAUUUCGGAACAUUUGACUUAUUGAAGAAAAAUGAUAACAAAAUAAAAAAGCAACUGAAUUUCAUGGCGUCGAAAUUUAAAACCCUUUUCGAAUGUGAAAAUAAUGUUAUUGAGAUAACUGAAAAUGAAAUAAAAUCUAAUACAGAAUCGAACGAAAGUAAAUUAGAUUAUCGCUUUUUCGAAAUAAGCGAUGGUAUAGGUGGAGCGGUCGGCAACCUGAUUGUAUGCGAUAACGAUACGAAAAUGUUAAAAUUUAAUACUUCGGAAGUUUUACCGGAAAGGGCUAAUAAACUAUUGCUCGUACUAAAAUCAGUUCUGCCCGAAGGUAAAAACAUAGAGGACUACAGGCUAAAAAUAUGCCUAAAGAAUUUCCCUAGACUUUCGUUUCUCGAAGAUGAAUAUGAUAAAAUGGAGGCCAAACAGUUCCUAGAUCGACUUUGGUUUUACACGAACCAAGCGAAAGAGGACGAGGUUGAGAAGAUUGUGAAAAAAGAAGUUGAUAAAUUCUACAACGCUGAGAGAGGCGAAGAUCAUUUUCUAUUCAGGAUUCAUUCGGAUGCUGUGUAUCUUCGAUUUCAUGACGAGAUACAAAAAUGGUGGAUGCUUCCCUCCGAAGCUGCGUAUUUAACUAAAGACAGCGAGAUAUUCGAAAAAUCCAAAAGGGAUAUUGUCGACAGUCCUUUAUUGACAGUCCUGAAUAUAAUGUAUGUGAAUAAAGUGAAGAAGUUUGGUAUAGAAUUUUCUAUGGAUGCAGUAAAAGCGCUCAAUCUAGACGAAUACAAGACUGGUCUUGUGAACGUCAUCACGGACUCAAACAUACUCACGGGAAUCAAAAUAAAACAAUUUUUCAGAAGCGCUAAUGAUUACAUAUUCGUGGACUUCGACUACGUUCUUAGUUUGCCUCCGAACGAUUAUAACAGCAUGUUCUUGGAGCUGCAGUAUUCCAACGUUAAAACUCUGAUAGUCGUUUACGAGCCACCUAAGAACACGAACGGGAUAGACGGGAGACUGAAGCUUAUUGUGGAAAAAUUUAACGGGCCAAGAAUUAUAAUUGUCACGAAUCAAGUUCUGGGGUCUGAACUCGAAAAGGAGUUCGAAUUAAAGUACAAUAAGGUCGCGGACGAGCUCAAUGGUUUUGAUCAGUUCGUACCGAAAUCUCAGAGGAAAUUCUUCGAAGAUUCAACGAUUGUUUUUCAAGGGGAAGAUGUGGAUCUCGCAACAGUUGUAGACGACGAUUCGAAAUACCUAUUAAAAGCUCCCACAUUAACCAAAUUGAUCAAUAAAGAGAAAAUAGAGAUAGGGAAAUCUAUAACGGACGCUAAAUACGAAGACAUCAAGAAAUAUUUCGUUAAAAGGUGUUUGAAAAAAGAUGACGUCAAAGUUGAAGUAAACACUUUCCAAGACAUUGAUGAUGAUGUCACAGUCAUUAUAGCGAAGCCUAAUAUGGGGAAAGCUACUCUUCUUACCCAUUUGUCAGUGGAACAUAAAAAGCUGUAUACUUCUAGUUGGAUAGUACGAGUUAACUUGUCGGACCAUUUGAACGAUUUCGAAGUCUGGCGAAGGGGUAACGUAAUAUUGGACAAAAAGAAGAUAGUUAAAUUUAUGUGUACUGUAGCUUUGAAGUCGGUAAACAACAAAACGGUGUUCGAAUUAGAAGAACGCGACUCGGAAAUCGUUUUAGUUUCUCAUGAUAAUCUCGACCCGUCGAUAUUACUGGAGCUAGAUUUGUUCCUGUAUUAUUACAAUAAACGUAGGAUAAUCUUUUUAUUUAAUGGAUUCAGUAACGCCUGCCCCCCUUAUGAGAAACAGACUAUGAGCAUUUUACGUAACAUACACAACGAUAAAAAUAGAUUGUGGAUUACGUGUUCUUUGUAUGUGCACGCGGUUAAUGUCUUAAAAAAUGUUUUCGGUACGCCUUAUAGUUUGGAGCCGAUAGAUCACGAAGGUCAGAAAGGUUUCUUUUACAAAUUUUUCAGUACAAAUCUGAAACUGGAAAAACUCAAUCACGAACAGUUCAUGAACGUUAGCGACUUCUUCGAAUAUUUCACCGGGAUCGAUAGUUUCGGUAACGACGAACGUAAAAUGAUGCCAUGGAUUAGCACACCCCUACAUUUGCUCUAUUUCGUGGCCAUGGACUUCUUUAAAAGCGAAUUAAACAGCAUCACAACUAAAAACGUAAGCGACAAAUUAAAAGAGAAGUUUAAUUUCGAUAUGGACAAACUAACGACGCUAGGGACGUACUUAGACAAGGCCCCGGACGCGGAAGAUGCCGUCGAGUUAGCCGGUACACCGCUGCACAUGUAUUUGGCGGCGAAUUACUUUGAAUGCAAAGUAAAAGAUGGGAACAAGAAAAUGAGAAUUGACUUCGACAGUAGGGAGGUUAAGAGUAAAUGGGACUUAAUCUUGAAUAGUUUGUCCUUAUAUAGACAAUUCCUUGAGGCCAACUUGCAGAACUUGUGCGGCGAUGGCAGCGUAUGCGAAACGAUUGAGGACCAAAAACGUACGGAAUUCUUUGUGAAACAUAAAAGGUUGGCUCUCUUGGCCGUAUGCAAAGAGGAACAUCUGAAGCAGUUACUUUCUGACGACGAAAUAAAAGAAGUAAAAGAAACCGUGACACGUCUGCAAACCGGCGAGGAGAAGUCGGAGCUGGUCGACUGUGUUCUGAACGAUGUUCCCAGGUUUUUCCACGCAGUGCUUGCCGAGUACUGCUUGUUGGAUUGUGUUAUUGAAAUUAUGAAGACCGCAGAUCCGAGAAAUGUAAUCAGAAACCGGCAACUAUGGGAUUUCGUUGUUAAUAUAUUUCUUCUUAACUGUCCAAAAUCGGUUAGAAAGGCUUUCGAUUAUAAAUUGAAGAACGAUUCAGAAUUGUCGACUUUAACCGCAUCGGAUCAGUGUAGGAAGAUUGUGUUCGAUCUACUAAUAAGAGAUAAUGAUAAAGAAAAUGAUUCGGGAGACGGUACGCAGUCUCCUCUCAAUUUGGCUGUGAAUGAAGGCCUAUCAAAUUUGGUGAACGUCCUCGUUAAAAGUAUCGAAGUUAAUUUGGACAAAGAGAAUGUUACUAGCAUAUCACGGUUCUUCGAUAAGACCUCUUUACUGUUGGCCUUGUUCGAUUCUGACUACAAGCACGUUGGCAGAGAACUAAUGCAGAUUAUUAGGGAUUUUGAUAAAGACCUAUUCACAAGCAUGAUCAAUUCCCACGAUCUAAUAAAUUUAUCCACUCAAUUCUUUUCUUGUAUCAACGAAGAAGCCGCCAAAGAUAUCCAAAAAGACCUAUUUAAAGCCCGAGAUGCGUUACUAGAUCAGCUAAAGCCGGAAACAGUUGACUUAAUAAGGGGCGUUUGCGAUAUGUUUAAAAAUGUCAGAAAAAACAGGUUGAAAGAAUGAAUUAAUGGAAUUCAGUGCAAUAUUUCAAUGUGAUUGAUUUGAUUGAAAUUUGAUUGAUUCUAAAAAAAAAAUUACUGGUGUUACGGCGUGCACUGAGCCCGCCAGGGUAGAUACCACGACCCUGCCUAUGUCUGGCGUGGAGCAGUAAUGCGUUUCGGCUUGAGGGAUAUAACUGAGACGUAUGCCCGUAUCUUUAGACGUUUCGUCAAAUAGUCCUCCACUCUUAACUCAUCCGAUGAUGCUCGAAUAUUCCUCCCAAACUUACUCGAGUUUGGUAUUUUUAGUCGACCAUUACAAAAUUCCUCAACUGUCCUCUAGUGAGGUAGAGUCGUGUUAUUGCGCCACCACGACAACAUCAGUUUGGGGAAAUUUUGAUCAAGCUAGCAUCAAACCCAUAGAGUUCUGUAGUCUAUGGUCAUUGUUUAAUGUCAAAGUCAAGCUGCCACUGUCUGUUUGACACUAGAUGAACUUGUUGAUGUUUUGGUUGCUGAGUUAUUCGUAAAUAUGUGUGCGUGCGGUAAAUCUGAAAGUGUAUUAUUUAUUUUCUAACCUAUUAUUAUUUUAGAUUUCGGAUCCGGCUUUGUAUUUUUAUUCGCCGCUUUUGUGUGAUUUUGGUUGCAUCGUGUUGUGGAAGUGCUUUUCCACAACCACCAGUUUAUUAUUAUAUAAAUAAAACUUAUAAUUGCAUUGACUUUAUUUAUCAGGUAGUAAGCAAAAUAUCUCUUAUGUAGGUUAAUAAAAUAAAGAGUUUCAAAUGUCUAUCCUCGAACUAGUUACUUUAUUAAUAAAUAUUAUCAAAAUUAAAUUAUCAAAAUAUGCGCGAAUCAUGCACAACAAUAUCAUAUAUUUCCAUUUGCGGUCCACAUACUAUUUGGACAUUGAUAGAAAACCAGCCUUGAGGAACGUUCAGGACAGUUUAUUCACUCCACUCCGGUGAGGAAAAUUUUCCAAGGACGUUUGAGUUAAAUUUAUUUUUACGACUAAGCAUACCAAAACGCGCGUUGGAGGUUGAGUCGAGUCGAGUUAAGCUUGUGUAAACGACUAAAGAUACGGGGGUCAGACUUUUGUCUCGAGGUGGGUGGCGGCAUUUACUUUAUUGAUGUCUAUGGGAUCCGGUAACCACAUAACGCCAGGUGGGCCGUGAGCUCAUCCACAUAUCUAAGUAAUAAUUUUUUUAAAAAAGGUCGUAUAUUUCUUAACACAUUUCAAUUGUACAAUCCAACAUUGACAUUUGUCAUCAACAGUUAUGGCUCGAUAUUAUUUUAAGCGAGCUCUAAUGUUUGUUGGUCUGAAUUUGAUCACCUACACGUGGUUUUAUUGUGAACUAGUCAUAUGCCCGUAUCUUUAGACGUUUUGUAAAAUAGUCCUCCACUCUUAACUCAUCCGAUGAUGCUCGAGAAUUCCCUCCAAACUUACUCGAGUUUGGUAUUUUUAGUCGACCAUUACAAUAUUCCUCAACUGUCCUCGAGUGAGGUAAUAAUGAUGAUAAUUUGAUCAAGCUAGCAUCAAACCCAUAGAGUUCUGUAGUCUAUGGUCAUUGUUUAAUGUCAAAGUCAAGCUGCCGCUGUCUGUUUGACACUAGAUGAACUUGUUUGAUGUUUUGGUUGCUGAGUUAUUCGUAAAUAUGUGUGCGUGCGGUAAAUCUGAAAGUGUAUUAUUUAUUUUCUAACCUAUUAUUAUUUUAGAUUUCGGAUCCGGCUUUGUAUUUUUAUUCGCCGCUUUUGUGUGAUUUUGGUUGCAUCGUGUUGUUGAAGUGCUUUUCCACAACCACCAGUUUAUUAUUAUAUAAAUAAAACUUAUAAUCGCAUUGACUUUAUUUAUCAGGUAGUAAGCAAAAUAUGAAUCUUAUGUAGGUAAAUAAAAUAAAGAGUUUCAAAUGUCUAACCUCGAACUAGUUACUUUAUUAAUAAAUAUUAUCAAACUUAAAUUAUCAAAAUACGCGGGAAUCAUGCACAGAUCCAGGCCAUUGCACAACAAUAUCAUAUAUUUCCAUUUGCGGUCCACAUACUAUUUGAACAUUGAUAGAAAACCAGCCUUGAGGAACGUUCAAGGUACGUCGCGACGUACCUUGACUUGACAGUUCGCUCACUUCACUCCGGUUAGGAAAUUUUUCCAAGGACGUUUGAGUGGAGUUUAUUUUUACGACUAAUCAUACCAAAACGCGCGUUGGAGGUUGAGUCGAGUCGAGUUAAGCUCGUGUAAACGAUUAAAGAUACGGGUGAUAGACGCUCUAAUUAUACUUUCAAUGAUUUUACAAUUUUAUUUUACAAUUUUAAUUUUACAAUUUUAACGGCCGUCUGGUGUAGUGGUAAGUGACAUGGUCACUACACAAGGGGGUCGCGGGUUCGAAUCCCGCCAAGGGAAGAUAUUUGUAUGAUAAAUAUAAAUGUCUUUCCAGGGUUAUGGGUGUAUAUUAAAUAUAUGUAUGUGUAUAAUAAAAAUAUUAUAUUUAUUUCCGUUAUGUGGUACUUGUAACACAAAUUCUUUACGAACUUAGCACGGGACCAGUUAACGUGGCGUGAUUGUUAGUAAAUAUUUAUAUUUUUUUAUUUUUUUAUUGAUUUUAAUGAAUAGUGUUCAACACAAAUAGUUCAAGCCAUUCUCUUAAAUCGAAGUACUUUUUGUUACAUACCCACAUAAGUAUACUAGUUUAUUAGAUAGGUAUAUGAAAUGCUUAUUUUAUUUUUUACUGUUCACUUUGUUUUUUUUUGUGUUUAUGCAAGGAGCUCGUGAGAAAUUUAAUGUUUUUGUAAAUAAAAAGUUUACCUUUUUUUUUCGAAA